CCUUGCCAAUAAAGCUAACCUUCAUUAAACGUGCCGACUGCCGACUGUUGAUGUUAGGCUGUUGGCUGUUUUUCUUGCUUUUAACAUCAACUGUGAAAGGACAAAUUAAUUGAGAGUUAACAAAGAUGAAUCUUCUUCCCAAGACGCGGGAAGAAUUUAGCAAAACAGAAUACUGGAACACAUUUUUCAAGAGGAGAGGAACUAAAGCUUUUGAAUGGUAUGGAGAGUACCCCGAACUUUGUGGACAUCUUCACAAGUACAUAAAACCGCAAGACCCUGUUCUUGUUGUCGGAUGUGGCAACUCCAAACUAAGUGCUGAUUUAUACGAUGUGGGAUACAGGAAACUGACAAAUAUUGAUAUCAGUGCAAUCGUCAUCAAACAGAUGCUCCAAAUGCAUUCAAAACAACGACCCGACUUGCAGUUCAUACAGAUGGAUGUGUUAAAAAUGGAAUUUGAUGACACAAAAUUUAGUGUUGUCCUUGAUAAAGGCACACUUGAUGCAUUAAUGAGUGAUGAUUCUCCAGAAUCUUAUGAAAGGAUAAAUACCAUGUUCAAUGAAAUAGAUAGAGUUCUGAAGCCAUGUGGACGAUGGGUUUGUGUUUCACUGCUGCAAGAUCAUGUUUUGAAAGCCAUCAUUAGAUUUUUUCCAGAACGAGGAUGGAUGGUCAGAAUUGCACGCUGCAUUGAAGCAGAACAAAAGUCUGCAAAAGAAGGAGAAGCAAGUGGGCUGCCUGUUUUUGUUGUCAUAUGUACCAAAAUGCUAAAAAUGCCUAAUUUUACACCAGUAUUAGAAUUACAUCUUGGUUCUGACGGGAAAGGUGAGAGAUUUGCAAGUCCUGAAGCCCUUGUUGAAGGAGUGCAAAUGAUUCAACAAGCUGCCUUAGUCUGUAACCGUUUGGGGACUACAAAUGUUGCUAAUGAUGGAGAAGUCUCACUGGAUUUAAUGCAACCGGGAAGUACUUCUCCUCGGUUUACAGUAUAUAUUUGUGAUAGACCAUGUGCCAAUGAGGCAAAUCGAAAGUUUGCUGCAUUUGUUGUUCCUCAGGGAAGAGAAACGGAAUGGUUGUUUGCAACACACGAGGGAAGAACUUCCGUCCAGAACUCUGUGGGUUAUGAUAGAUUGGCUGUUAUUACCAUGCACCGUGGACAUGUUUAUCCCUCCUUGGAGGAGUUGCAGGAAGAACUGUCAGAGUGCAUUUUACAGAUUGCGCCUGCUGGACACAAUCGAAAGAUUCCUUUCCUAUCAGCUGGUCAAGAUGUAGGAACCCGAAAGGUGUGCUUUCAGGCUACAAGUUCUAUAUCUGGUGAUAUUAUUAUAGAAGAGGUUGAAGUUGAAGAUGAGAUUUUUCGGAGAUUAAUUUUUUUGAAGAAUCCCAAUGUAAUCCAAUCUGAAUGCAGGCUGAAAAGGGUGAAAACCAAAAAGGGUCAGCCUAAGCUAGUUGUAGACACAAGUUACUUGGGUUGUGAUCACCAUAUCUACAUGGGAGUAGGAGUUUCAAUGGCCCUAAAGGCUAAUUCAAAAUCUGGACAGAUUCUGGUUAUUGGACUUGGUGGUGGUGGACUCUGUACCUAUCUACACAAUUGUUUCAAACAGGCAACUAUUGAGGCUGUGGACAUUGACCCGCUGACAGAAAAUAUUGCCAAAGAUUAUUUUGGUUUGCCCAGUGAUGAUCGUAUGAAACUUUGUUUUGAGGAUGGUUUGGUCCACCUGAAGAAUUUAUCUCAAAAUGGGAAAGGUUUUGAUGCUGUUCUUUUUGAUGUGGACAGUAAGGAUCCUAAAGUAGGAAUGAGUUGCCCUCCCAAAGAGUUCCUGGAUAUUGAAACAUUAAAUGAUGUUGUUAAAUUGAUUGGCAGUGGUGGUUUAUUUAUUUUGAAUCUUGUAUGCCGUUCAGAAGAACUCAAGAAAGAUGUCAAAGCAAAGCUCAAGAAGGCUUUUAGUUGUGUCAGUAGUUAUAAGCUUGACCAAGAUGUGAAUGAGGUAUUUUUCUGUUCAGCCCGUAAAUUCAAGGACACUGAGGCUUUACGAGCUGAAUUAAAGUCAGCUGCUCAGAAUUUUAAUUCGAUUGUGAAGGAAAACAAAAUACAGAACAGAAAUAUUGUUGAUGUGACAGAUCUCGUAAAAAAGCUGAACAUCUCAUAAAAUUUGUAUUUUUACUUUUUGUAUGAAAUUAAAUGUGACCAAUGUUUCAAAA
Molecule: messenger RNA, 2193 nt
Organism: Frankliniella occidentalis (western flower thrips)
Lineage: Eukaryota; Metazoa; Arthropoda; Insecta; Thysanoptera; Thripidae
Product: eEF1A lysine and N-terminal methyltransferase homolog
Exons: 11
Coding region: 126-2141 (671 amino acids)
Source: RefSeq, a predicted model, not a curated record